This is a messenger RNA of Eremothecium gossypii ATCC 10895, 792 nucleotides long. RefSeq names its product 1-(5-phosphoribosyl)-5- ((5-phosphoribosylamino)methylideneamino)imidazole-4-carboxamide isomerase HIS6 (gene HIS6). Gene Ontology annotation, molecular function: 1-(5-phosphoribosyl)-5-[(5-phosphoribosylamino)methylideneamino]imidazole-4-carboxamide isomerase activity. The transcript has a single exon. Gene Ontology annotation, cellular component: cytoplasm. Gene Ontology annotation, biological process: L-histidine biosynthetic process; L-tryptophan biosynthetic process. The coding region runs from base 1 to 792 and encodes 263 amino acids. Lineage: Eukaryota; Fungi; Ascomycota; Saccharomycetes; Saccharomycetales; Saccharomycetaceae. The record is from RefSeq and is marked provisional.
AUGACGCGGUUCGUAGGCUGUAUUGACCUGCAUGACGGGAAAGUGAAACAGAUCGUCGGUGGGACGCUCAGCUCGAAGCCAGAUGGCGAAGCGCCAGUCACCAACUUCGUUUCGGACAAGUCGCCCUCGCACUAUGCCCAUCUUUACGCCAGCAACGACGUGCAGGGCUCGCACGUCAUUCGCCUCGGCCAAUCCAACGAUGAAGCAGCGCUCAUGGCGCUUCAGGCGGCACCCGGCUUUCUGCAGCUGGGCGGAGGGGUGACCAAGGACAACUGCCAGUACUGGCUGCAGUGGGCUUCCAAGGUAAUUGUGACAUCUGCGCUCUUUGAUAGCGACGGCAGCUUCCAAUUGCAGCGGCUGCGGGAAAUAUCGGGGCUCUGUGGGCGCGCCCGGCUAGUGGUGGAUCUGAGCUGCCGCCGGGCGUCAGACGGUGCCAGCUGGACGGUGAUGAUGAACAAGUGGCAAACCCCGACGACGCUAGCGCUGAACGAGGAGACGCUCGCGCUGCUGAGCGAGUAUUGCAGCGAGUUUUUGAUUCACGCGGCGGAUGUCGAGGGCCUCUGCAGAGGCAUCGACGAGGAACUCGUCGCGCAGCUCGGGCUAUGGGCUGCCCAGCUCCGCGGGGAUGUCCGGGUCGUGUACGCCGGCGGCGCCAACAGCGUUGCGGACUUGGGCCUCGUGAAACGCCUCAGCGGUGGCCGCGUCGAUCUCACCUACGGCUCCGCGCUGGACAUCUUCGGCGGCUCGCUCGUCCGGUUUCAAGACUGCUGCGCGUGGAACAGGCAGCAGUAG